GGGAGUCUUACAACGAGCGGGGCGCAGACCGGAGGAAGGACGCGGCUGACACUAUGCACCGUUUGCUUAGCCGGGACCCUGUGGAUAUUGAGAACAUCCUAGCAUUAAAUCCCCAUAAACAAACACAUGCAACUUUGAAUUCUACAGCAACUAAGAAGCAUGAAAAAAUGCACUGGAAAAGGAAUGCAGAUAAAAACUGUUCAAACUGUGAGAAGCUGGAAAAUAAUUUUGACGACAUCAAGCACACGACUCUUGGUGAGAGAGGAGCACUUCGAGAAGCAAUGAGGUGCUUAAAGUGUGCAGAUGCCCCCUGUCAGAAGAGCUGCCCAACUAAUCUAGACAUCAAGUCAUUUAUCACAAGUAUUGCAAACAAGAACUAUUAUGGAGCUGCCAAGAUGAUCUUUUCUGACAACCCCCUUGGGCUGACGUGUGGGAUGGUGUGUCCAACUUCAGAUCUUUGUGUGGGUGGAUGCAAUUUAUAUGCCACUGAGGAGGGACCAAUAAAUAUUGGUGGACUGCAGCAAUUUGCUACAGAGAUAUUUAAAGAAAUGAAUAUUCCUCAAAUUAGAAGUCCAUCUUUGCCACCACCUGAAGAGAUGCCCAAAGCUUACCAUGCCAAGAUAGCUCUUAUCGGAGCUGGGCCCUCAAGUAUCAGCUGUGCUACAUUCUUGGCACGAUUGGGCUACUUGAACAUCACCAUCUUUGAAAAGGAAACUUACAUUGGUGGUUUAAGUACAUCUGAAAUCCCCCAGUUCCGGCUGCCAUAUGAUGUAGUGCAUUUUGAAACUGAGCUUAUGAAAGACCUCGGAGUGAAGAUAAUUUGUGGCACAGGACUUUCAGCCCAGGGAUUGACGCUCAGUACCUUGAAGGAAGAUGAUUACAAAGCAGUCUUUAUUGGAAUUGGUCUGCCAGAACCAAAGAGAGAACCUAUAUUUGAAGGGCUGAAGAUGGAUCAAGGAUUUUACUCAUCUAAAGACUUUCUACCACUGGUGGCUAUGGCAAGUAAACCAGGAAUGUGCACCUGUCACUCUCCAUUGCCAUCAAUACACGGAACAGUGAUUGUUCUGGGAGCAGGUGACACUGCUUUUGACUGUGCAACAUCAGCUUUGCGCUGUGGAGCUCGUCGUGUUUUUGUGGUCUUCAGAAAAGGAUUUACAAAUGUGCGAGCUGUCCCAGAGGAGAUGGAACUUGCAAAGGAAGAAAUGUGUGAAUUCCUGCCUUUCCUUUCUCCUCGGAAAGUGAUAUUGAAAAGAGGCAAGAUUGUUGCUGUGGAAUUUGUUCGGACUGAGCAAGCCGCAGAUGGAAGCUGGAAUGAAGAUGAAGAUCAGGUGGUCCGUCUGAAAGCUGAUGUAGUGAUCAGUGCCUUUGGAUCAGUCUUAAAUGACUCAAAAGUAAAAGAAGCUUUGAGUCCUAUCAAGUUUAACAAAUGGGGUCUUCCAGAAGUUGAUCUAGAGACGAUGCAAACAAGCGAACCAUGGGUUUUUGCAGGGGGUGACAUUAGUGGUGUGGCCACCACUACAGUCGAAUCAGUGAAUGAUGGAAAGCAAGCUUCCUGGUACAUGCACAAAUACAUACAGUCUUUGUAUGGUGCUGAAAUUUCUUCUACACCACAUCUGCCACUUUUCUACACUUCCAUUGAUCUUGUAGAUAUCAGUGUAGAAAUGGCCGGCCUAAAGUUUGCAAAUCCUUUUGGCCUUGCUAGUGCAACUCCAACAACAAGUUCACCAAUGAUCCGCCGAGCUUUUGAAGCAGGAUGGGGAUUUGCACUGACCAAAACUUUUUCCCUAGACAAGGACAUUGUAACUAAUGUUUCUCCAAGAAUAAUACGUGGAACUACCUCGGGUCCUAUUUUCGGACCAGGUCAAGGUUCUUUCCUGAACAUUGAGCUCAUCAGUGAAAAAACAGCAGCCUAUUGGUGUAAAAGUAUCACAGAGCUAAAGAUGGACUUUCCUGACAAAAUAGUCAUUGCAAGCAUCAUGUGCAGUUACAAUAAAGAUGACUGGACAGAACUUUCAAAAAUGGCUGAGGCAGCUGGUGCAGAUGCCCUGGAGUUAAAUUUAUCAUGUCCGCAUGGCAUGGGAGAGAGAGGCAUGGGCCUGGCCUGUGGGCAGGAUCCAGAGCUUGUGCGUAACAUCUGCCGCUGGGUGAGACAAGCUGUUCAGAUUCCUUUCUUUGCCAAGCUGACCCCCAAUGUCACAAAUAUUGUGAACAUUGCAGUGGCUGCACAACAAGGUGGUGCAGAUGGUGUUACAGCAACCAAUACUGUUUCAGGACUGAUGGGUCUGAGAGCAGAUGGAAGACCUUGGCCUGCUGUCGGACUGGGGAAGAAGACCACAUUUGGCGGAGUGUCAGGAAAUGCCAUCAGACCCAUUGUCCUACGAGCUGUUUCUGCUAUAGCUUCUGCUAUUCCAGGGUUUCCCAUUCUAGCAACAGGAGGAAUUGAUUCAGCUGAAAGCGGGCUGCAGUUUCUUCAUAGUGGGGCUUCUGUUUUACAGGUAUGCAGUGCCAUACAGAAUCAAGAUUUUACUGUGAUUGAAGAUUACUGUACUGGGCUAAGGGCUUUGCUAUACCUGCAGAGCAUAGAGGAGCUUCAAGACUGGGAUGGACAGAGCUCACCAACUACAAGGCUUCAAAAAGGAAAGCCUGUGCCCAAAAUUAUUGACCUUAUGGGAAAGAAACUUCCCAGUUUUGGUCCCUACCUUGAACAACGCAAGAAGAUAAUAUCUGAGAACAAACUGAAGCUGAAGGAACUUUCUCAGCCAGAGAGGAAGCAUUUUGUUCCCAAGAAGCCCAUCCCAGCAGUGAAGGAUGUAAUUGGAAAAGCACUGCAGUAUAUUGGAAAAUAUGGAGAGCUCAGUAAUACCGAGCAAGUUGUGGCUCUGAUAGAUGAGGAAAUGUGUAUCAACUGUGGCAAAUGCUACAUGACCUGCAAUGAUUCAGGCUACCAGGCUAUACAAUUUGAUCCAGAAACCCACCUGCCCACUGUUACCGACAAUUGUACAGGCUGCACUCUGUGUCUCAGUGUCUGCCCUAUUAUUGACUGCAUCCGAAUGGUUUCCAGGACAACACCUUAUGAACCAAAGAGAGGCCUGCCCUUAGCAGUGAACCCAGUGUGCUGAGGUGAUCAGACCAGCAGUUAAAGUGAACCGAACAUUUGCUUGAUUCUAUUGAUUUGCUUUCUAAUUAGUACCAGCAACUCCAACAACAUUGGGAAAGAAAAAGAAACCAAUGACGGCAGCCGUUACAAUGCGGUCUGUAUCUGCCCAUCCCUUUUAAAACUGUCACACAAAAAGCAGACAGUUUGUCAAAUAAGGUUUUUUUUAGAAGCAUAAGCAAUUUUUUCUUUGCCAAAUUCUUAGAUGCUGUGAUAAUUUGGAUGAUUUUUUUAAAGAAUUUACAAAAUUAGGGGAGCUUUUGCUAAGCAACUGAACCCAACAUGAAGGUAAAUUUAGUUACCAGAGAAACAUGUAAUUAUACAUUUUAUUUCAUUUUUAAAACUUUUUAAAAAGCUGUAAUUAACUGCGUAAACCACAAACAAAGCAAUAUGGUUUUAUGUGUGAGUUUUACAGAGAGAUAUAAAAAGAGAUUUAAAAUAGUAUUUCAGAACUAUCCAUCAAUUGCAACUGCAUCAGCAUAUGGCAUGGUAUUACCUUAAUUCUCUCUAAAUUUGGCUUCUGAGUAAGCACUAAAAAUAAAAUUGCAAACUCAUUGCACUCUCUGACACUUAAUGUUGUACAGCAGGUAGCCAAGUUUUGUUGCUUCUGUUCACUGUAUUCUUCCAAACAUAAGCAUUUGUUCAAGAGUCUGAUUGAUUUUGGUUGAUUUUAGUUGAAUUGGUGUGCUACUUGGCAGCUGAAAUUAUUUUCUAGAUGCUAGUGGGGAAUUCCUUCCUGACUUUGCGGCUCUAGCACACAGUGGCUCAGUUCACACAUUGUAUGGCAAUAGGACCAAUUGAGGUGGGGAGGAGAGUUAUUUGACCUCAAGCUCAAAAGAGACUUCACAUUUAGACACUUGCUAAUAUUCUGGCAUUACUUUUGAGUUUUGUUUUCGUGUGCAUUACUGUGUAAUUGUUAUGGCUAUACUCUGUUUCACAUAAAGAUAUUAGUUCGGUCAAUUAACUGCAGCAGUAAAGAAAAUUGUAUGCCUCUGAUUUAGAAUAUAAUCCUAAACAAAUAUGAGAAUUAUCAUUAAUAUUUACUCACUGCCUUGGUCAAAACUAUCAUUUUGUGCAGUAUUGAACAUACACAAGAGCAUUUAUGCCAAAAUGUAUUUUUACUUUCAAAUGGAUGGGAGGAGCAGUGCCAGGUAUGCACUUGACCCAGGUAGCAUUCUACAACAAAGAUGGUCCAGCAUGCUUUGUUCUGUGGUGGAGGAAUAUACAAUCUACUAACAUCUCUAUAUGAAGCACAGUAUAGGAGCCUCAAAAGCUAGAAGUUGAUAAGACCUCUCUGUGUUUCUGUGAGGGCCUGUAUAUGAAACCUUGACUUGGUUAAACAAGCUAUAUUUCAUAUGAUUGCCUGAAUGUAAAUCUCUCCACUAAUUAUGGUUAGUUAGGAUCUGUCAAACUAGGGUUUGACGUUGGUUAACUAUCACAAUCAGACUUAACUAGGGUUUUGUGUAAUACAUGGACAUAGGUAGCAUAUUCACUGGCAACGCCCUCUCAGGUUAAAAGAAACUCAGUGAAACCAUUAUUUGUAGAGGCAAACUAGGGUAGGGGUGGUUGUCUGUGAGCUGAAUCCUAAUUUCACAGAUUUUCCAUUAUUACAAUAAGCCAUGGUUUUAUAUGCUCUGACAUAAUCUAGUGGUAAGAAUAACUUUUGUACUAAGGUCUGAGACAAUUGUAAAGGGUGAAGAAUAAAUUGAAAUAAUAAUAGUAAUAAUAAUAGUAAUAAUUUCCACUCAUUCCCUCGUCCUAUUACAGACCUCAUGAUCCCCUGCCCCCCCCACCCUCAGAUCAGCAUUUGGUAGAACUCAUUGGUCAUAGUGAGAGGGGAUAAGAGGAAUGUUCUGUAUCACUAAUAUUCUGGAUCUAGCCAUAAAGGAGCAAUGGUCAUAACACUUCGUAGCAUCCAAAUUAGAGCUAUCCAGUACAUGCUAAAGUUUUCUCACCACACAGACACAGUGUGUAUUUCUAUAAACAUCUACUGAGCCAUCCCCUUCAAUUAUUACCAGGCAAGCAGACUCUAAGCUGUGUGAACAUAAUGGUAUCCAAACACUUGGGAAAACAUGACAUCAAUUGCACUCACCCACUGGACUGUGCCUCUUCAGCCCAUUGAUACCUAACUUGUUUCCACAAAAACCAUGCACCAAGAACUAUCAAGAUGGCAGCCCUUCGGAGGAGGACAAUUGAGAUACAGGAGAAGCUUGCAUGGUUUGAACUAUUCUAACAUGUUACUACACACCCUAUAAUGAUGACAUCAUAGUUGAAGACAAUGGGGAGAAAAGAGGAUUUCACUGAAGUCACAAAGGAUCCCCUUUACAUGCACAUAUGCUUUGUUCCGGAUCUUGCCUCCCAACUUCAUAGUAAGAAUAACUGUGUGUCUGUUUCACUGUGGGAAAAAACACACUGAAGGUCUGCAAACACUCUGAAGCUCUAGGAAGAUUCCUUACCAGAUUCCUUUUUAAUUAUGCAGUUCUGUUUUAUGGUGAGUUUUUAUGCUGCUUGUGUCCAGUGUCUUAUAUUUUACUGGUUUAUGUUUUAAUAUUGUGGUGUUUUUUUAAUUAUAAGCCACAUCCAGCAGGACUUUGAAUUGGUAGCAUCAAAAUAUUCUAAAUUAAUAAAUAAGAGCUAUGCCAGCAGCCAACUUUCCUAAAUAACGUUUUGAAUAGAUGAGAAAUAUUUAUAAGCUAGGAAUUUAUUACUAAAAAUGGUCUUUGCAAUACAUAGCAAUGAUUUGCUGACAACUGUUUACCCAAGAAAUUUAAUCCAAAUUUGGUUGUGUGUUUGUUUACAGUAUAAUUUCAGUAAAAGAGAUGUAUGCAUAUCCCAGCAAUCUAAAACAGCAUGUUAACAUCAACUUAUUUCUUAUGCGCAGUUGGGAGUUUUUAUAUACUAAUUCUUUGCUGGUUGCUUUAUUCCAAGGAAACCACAAGAAAACCAUAUGCUGUUCAAUAUUUGAAAUAGUAAAUAAUUUAUCUGUUCAUUUCAUUAUACCCUCUGCCAUCAACUGAAAAUACUGAUUAUGCAUAUUAAAUAAUCCUUUUGUUCAAAUAUGUAUUCAUUUACAUACUUAUAAAUAAAAUCAGAA
Sphaerodactylus townsendi is the source of this 6248-nucleotide messenger RNA. RefSeq names its product dihydropyrimidine dehydrogenase (gene DPYD). Gene Ontology annotation, cellular component: cytosol; cytoplasm. The transcript is spliced from 23 exons. NCBI's taxonomy places the organism in Eukaryota, Metazoa, Chordata, Lepidosauria, Squamata, Sphaerodactylidae. The coding region runs from base 54 to 3119 and encodes 1021 amino acids. The record is from RefSeq and is a predicted model, not a curated record. Gene Ontology annotation, molecular function: uracil binding; dihydropyrimidine dehydrogenase (NADP+) activity; iron-sulfur cluster binding. Gene Ontology annotation, biological process: thymine catabolic process; uracil catabolic process.